AUGGAUCGAAAGACCUGGCUAGUAACUGGUGCAUCAUCUGGGCUUGGAACCUCAAUUGCCGAAGCCGCUCUCAAAGCUGGCCAUAAGGUAAUUGCAACAGCACGCAACCCAGCCAAAGCAGCUCAAGACAACCCACAAAUUGAGGAGCUUGGGGGAUCAUGGUUAAAACUUGACGUAACAGACAGCGAAACCACAAAGCUGGUUGAAAACGCAAUUCUCCAGGCUGGGGGCUCAAUUGACGUGGUUGUUAAUAAUGCCGGCUACUCUCUGCUUGGGAGCAUUGAAGAUAUGAGCGAGAGCGAGAUUGAGACACAGUUCAGUACGAAUGUGUUUGGUCCUGUACGCGUACUUAAAGGGACACUGCCUUUCAUGCGGGCCCAGAGAUCCGGAACUGUCGUCAAUGUGAGCAGCAUUGCUGGUAUUCAUGCGCAGCCUUCUUGUGCGAUAUAUUCGGGGUCAAAGUUUGCUUUGGAAGGAAUGUCUGAAAGUCUCUCAAAAGAGCUCCAACCCUUUGGAAUUCGAGUCAUUCUUGUUGAACCCGGCGCGUUUCGGACAAACUUCCUCUCUGCAUUUGUCGAGCCGGCUGCAGGUCAUAACAAGGAUUAUACCGGGACACCACUGGAUGCGACGCUUCAGAAGUUCAGGUCAGCGAAAGGCAAGCAACCGGGUGACCCUAUGAAAGGGGCUCAGAGGAUCCUGGAAGUUGUGACUGGCACAGCUAUGGGUGUUGGAAAGGAGAACCUGCUGCGAUUGCCACUUGGCCCAGAUUGCCUCAACCGCUUCCAACAGAAGGUGGAUGAGCUGCAACACAACUUAACGCAAAUGAACGAGAUUGCAAGUUCCACGGAUAUUGAAUAA
Penicillium macrosclerotiorum is the source of this 858-nucleotide messenger RNA. RefSeq names its product putative short chain oxidoreductase/dehydrogenase. The transcript has 2 exons. NCBI's taxonomy places the organism in Eukaryota, Fungi, Ascomycota, Eurotiomycetes, Eurotiales, Aspergillaceae. The coding region runs from base 1 to 858 and encodes 285 amino acids. The record is from RefSeq and is a predicted model, not a curated record. Gene Ontology annotation, molecular function: oxidoreductase activity.